GUGGUGGCAAGGAACCAGUACAAGAGGAAGCAUGUGAGUAGAAAGGGAAACUAACUGUGAGAAAAGGGGGGAGCAGAGAGACAGAGCAAUCUCCAGAAUAGUGGCAAGAGAGAGACGGCGCGUAAGCAUUCGCUGACAUCCCAGGCUUAAGAAGUGAAUAUUCUGGGAGAGAGAGAGAGAGACAGGAAACCUGAGACUCAGCAAGUGGCUCAUAGAAGGCCCUGUGGUACAGUGGUGCCUGCAUAGUCCGUGUCAAGGAAAAACUACAUCGUACAAGUCAACAUGAGCCUCCAGCUGGCAAACAUCUUUCUGCCUUUGCUCUUGCACCUUCGUCUGCGUAUGGGAGCUGCAGAAAAUACUGCUACUGUCCUUCUGGUGAAUAUGUCACCUCCUUAUAUCUGUGCAAUGGAAGGGUCAGAGUUCACCAUCGAGUGUACAUUCAACACAAGCAAUAAUUCAAUCAAAUGGUUUGCUGAAUGGAAUAAAACCAGAAACAAUGUAACAGAAAAGGUGUGCAAUAGAACAGAUCGAAUCAUAUUAUCAGCAGAUAAAGAAAAGCGGUCUCUUUACCUCACUGUGAAGAAAGCUGACAUCACAGAUUCUGGAACCUACAUAUGUGGGGUUGGGAGCAAACAGGGGACAUCUCCUGGGAAGGGAACCCAAGUGACCAUCCAUGAUUUUCCCAAGCUGAUGGUGAAUCAGACCCCAGCCAAUAUCAAUGCAUCUGAAGGGUCAGAUCUCACCAUGGAGUGUAGAUUCACGGCAUUGAAAAAAUAUAACACCUGGUAUGUGAAAUGGUAUAAACAUAACGGAACUGGGGGAAUGAAGAAGGAGCUGAUGAGCGAAAGAGGCUGGGGCUCAGCAGCCCUGGCUUUGGAAAAGGGUUUUGUUUCUUUUGCUCUGAAGAAUGUGAAUGUAACCGAUACAGGAACCUAUGUGUGUGAGGUGGGGAGCACAGUGAGGAACUCGUCUGUGUCAGGAGUCGGAACUCAAGUGACCAUCACUCCUGUUGACCUGCUGGUGAAUCAGAUGCCUGCCGUAAUGAAUGGAUUGGAAGGAAAAAUGCUCACUAUAGAGUGUAGAUUCAAGGUGGUGAAAGACUCCAGCACCAUGUACAGUGUUACGUGGUAUAAGAAGGGGGCUGAUGGACAUGAGAAAGAGCUGAAGAAUGGAACAGGCAUUGUCACAACAGCCCUAGAUUCCUCAAAGGGCCUGGCCUCUCUCACCUUGAUCAAAAUCAAUAGGAACGACUCCGGGCUCUACAGAUGUGACUUUGGUAAAAAUGGUGUUGGAAAGGGAACCAGAGUGACCAUCCAGGCACAUGACCAAAGGCUAAUGAGCUCUUACAUUGUUCCUGGAGCUGCGGCUGGGACACUUCUCUUCUUGCUGGUGUUCGGUAUCCUUUUGUGGAGAUGGAGACAGUGCUCCAAAGAACCACUUCAAAGCAGGUCAGAGGCAGAGAUGAAUCAGAUGGAGAUGUCUUCUCCACCAGCUGAUGAGGUGACUUACGUUGACUUGAACUUUCACAAAAGGGACGCAAAAGCUGAGGAAGAGGUUGUUUACACAGAAGUGAAGAUACAGCCAAAACAGAGAGAUUACAAUGACAUCUACGCAAAAGUCAACCCUCAUCAUCGCUAGGGGAAGAGCUAGUGGGAAUUAACAGAUGAGUGACCAGUAUUUCACAUCUGUUAAAUGCAAGUCUCCAUGAAACAAUGAAUUAGCUCUUAGUAAAUGAUGUUCUUGGAGAUCAAAGUCCUCUAGUUAUGAACAGAACAGGUAGCAAUGCAAGAUUCCCUCGUUUCCUGCUCCACCAACAUGCCUCAACUCUGAUGUGGAGAGACUAAUUCUGUGGGCAAACGGAGAUUUCUGCUAACCCAUCUACUCUUAGCCUAUGUGCUGUGAUUGUAGCCAGGAAAUGGGUUGGGCUGUGGACAGUGGUUCACUAGGAACUGAGUUGAGACCAGAAAUUCAUUUAACAAACUCACCAGCCAUCAGAUUGUAGCAACUUUUAGUUGCUAUUUACCAGCACUGUAUUUGAACAAGUGACCGAGAGCCAAGCCCUUGAGCCACCCAAGUAUGGAAAAUGUUGCCAUCUUGUUGCGGGAAGCCCUGUCCUCCACUGAAGAUGCCAAGUGUGCUGAAUGAGGAAGGAAAAGCCUCCGAAGAGCCAUGCUCCCUACACUGAAGGAUGUACAAUAAUGCUUAUAAUGCUCAAGAGCAAUUUCCCAUACUUUCAUGAAUAAGACUGACAUGAUUGUUUCAUCUUUCCAAGCACAAAGUAGGCUUCUCUGUUGGGAGUGAAUUAAGCUUCCCUGGAUUCCACCCAUUUAAGAGCCAAACAACAACAAUAUGAAUUGCUUUGCAAGCAGACUUAAGUAUUAACUAAAGCUUUUACAGCAAGUUUAGCCCAGGAUUAAGUGUGUGCAAUUGCACUGAUUUAAAUGGAUUUGUCCCCUUGUGUCUGUGUGGCUUUAUUGUAAAUUUAAAAAGAAAAUGUGUAAUUUAAAAAAAAAUGCCAUCAUUUCCUCAUGGUUUAAGUAGAUUGUGCUUUUGAAAAUAUCCCCAAUAAUUUUAGAUAAACCCCCAGAAAAAAUAACCAAAGGGGCUGUUGGGCUCCCAAAAAUGGAGAGACCCCAAAAAAUCAACAGGAGUGCCUUUGAAAGUCUCCGCAUAAUACAUUGAUUUUUAUUACUUCUGCAGAUGAAUGAGAUAUAACCCGUGCAGACCACAACUCAUGGAUGGCCCUAAGGAUACAUCCAGAAGAAACAGCAUAGCAGCCAUGUGAACACCUGCAAAAUGUUCUGCUUAUUAAUACCUGCAUCAAUUCAUUAUUAACUAAUACACGGUAGCUGUUUUCAAAACUGAACUCCCAAAAGAAAAGGCAGCUAUCAAAUAGCAUAAGGGGUUUGGGCCCCUUAUGUGGGGUAGGUCUUUAGCCACAUCAGUUUCAUUAGUGCGAAUGAUGGGUUAUUCAGUGGUAACUGUUGUUCAUUGGGUAUAUCACGUCUGCAGAUCCACCCAGGGCAAAUCUGCAGAGGCAGUCCUUCCAGAAGAAGAAUUGGGUGACUAAAUACUCACCACAAACACUACAUAUGCUGGAUGGAGACCAAAUUCAAGCCUGGCUGAAGUCAUUAAGGUUUUCACACAUUUACACCAAGACUGUACAUGUGCCUUACAAUAUAGAUAAGAAUGAUCAUGCUGGAUCAGAUCAAUGGUUCAUCUAGCCCAGUAUCCUGUCUUUGACCAGUGCCAGAUGCUUCAGAGGGAAUGAACAGUACAAGACAAUUUCAAGUGAUCUAGACACACCACACUGAAUGACUAAGCUGUAUACAAAAUAUGCAGUGGUUGCCCUAAACACUACAUCUUACAGCAGAAUUACUGCUGGUGGUUUAGGCCAUUACUAUGCAGUACUGCAUAUACUUCUUAUCACACCAAAUACUUCAACUUAAGGGCUUUUUAAAAUGCCUCAAAUGCCACAAGAUUGGAAAUAGCCAACUUUGAUUAUUGACAAGACAGUGCAUUAUUGUUAUUUUUGCCAUUAGCAAAAGCCAGAUCCUGCCCAGCAAAAACUACUGCUGCUUGCUGUGGGAAAGUGAAGUUUGAGUCACCGUGAAAGGGGGAAAUAAGUCAAAGGGUAAAUUCCUGCUGGUGCUGUAUCAGGGCUUUUUUUUUUUUUUUUUUUAUUCUUUACUGAACCAGUAUCUGAAGAGGGAGAGUUUGGCAAAAAAAAUCAGUGGUUCAGCAAUGCUGAUGAAAACUACUACCUAGAAAAAAAAAAUUGUUCUUGGUCUUUCUUCUUUCUACUAGGAAAUUAAUUAUUCCAUUAUUUUAAAAAGUAGCAUAUUUGAAUAAAAUGUAGGAUUUCUAAAAAGUCCAGUGCGAGUUUUAGACACAACUCUCAGUGAAAGCCAAGGGAGCUUUCAUUAUAUCCCUUUGACAUCCCCAGUCUAAGGUCAAAGGUACAUACAUUGACUGUAGUUUGGGUCAGAGCCUCCAUGGAGUCAUAACUGAUGAGGAUCUGGUUUCAUAACAUUUAAAGACGAUUUUGUAAACAAGACACUUUCUAAAUGCUCUCAGAUAGAGCUGCCCGUAACCAUCAUCCUGGAUCUACUGGUGUGGCAGGAUUUUUUGGCUUCCAAGGUCUCACAUAAACUAUGAUCUGCCAACCUUUAAAAGUGACAGAGUCAAAUGAAAAUGAACACGCUGCAAGUGUGUAGAGAUCUUGCUGCAUAUCCAACUGAUUGUCUAAAACAGGGGUGGAUAAACUAUGGCCUGCUGGCCGUGUCCAGCCCAUCAGAACUUUUAAUCCAUCCCUCGAGCUCCCACCAGGGAGUGGGGUUGGUGCUCCAACUGGGGAGUGGGGUUGGGGACUUUCUGCAUGGCUCCUGGGUAAAAAUCAAGGAUAUUCCUUCAAUUGCAAGCUCCUCAGAGUGGGGAAUCUCAUCUGCAUAGUCUCUAUCUGCCUGCCUGUAAAAGUUCCUCCCCUGGAGUCAAUUCACAGGCUAUCCCUGCUUCUCCCACAGUGUGAGUGUUUCUGUUGCAGACAGUAGACAGGUUGGUAGGAGACCAACUGGUUUCCUGUACCUUUACCUACUCUUUGCGUCUGCUGCUGCCCUUACCUAGAGGAUGAGGCUGCUCAAAGUGAAACCAGAGGGAGGAGUUUUCACACCUUCUCCUGCCAUCUGUGCUUUCUCCUCCUUUUGGGUUCUCCGCCCUGUGCACCCCGACCCUCUCCCGAAGCACUGGCACCGGCUGCUGCCUUUUUCACAAAGGCCUUGACUU
Messenger RNA from Dermochelys coriacea (leatherback sea turtle), 4782 nucleotides. RefSeq names its product netrin receptor DCC-like. The record is from RefSeq and is a predicted model, not a curated record. Gene Ontology annotation, biological process: positive regulation of natural killer cell mediated cytotoxicity; immune response-activating cell surface receptor signaling pathway. Lineage: Eukaryota; Metazoa; Chordata; Testudines; Dermochelyidae. Bases 283 to 1638 code for a protein of 451 amino acids. The transcript has 7 exons.